Molecule: messenger RNA, 276 nt
Organism: Rotaria sp. Silwood1
Lineage: Eukaryota; Metazoa; Rotifera; Eurotatoria; Philodinida; Philodinidae
Source: the annotation of a GenBank genome assembly
AUGACAAAAAAAAUGAGCAAAAAAAAAAUAUUUUGCAUUUUCUAUCCUGAUUUAAUUGAUAAAACAAAAACUCCAUCGUGUAGUCUUACUGUUUAUGAAGAUAAUAGAGAUUUUUCAAUUCUCAAAUUUCAUGCUGGACCACCAUAUGAAGAUAUUGCAUUCAAAAUUGUUAGUGAAGAAUGGGAUAAGUCACCCGAACAUGAAUUUCGAUGUCAUAUUCAAAAUGGAGUAUUUCAAUUAUGGCUUCAUUUUCGUAAACAGAAAUAUCGUCGAUAA